UGACGUCACAUCCGUCUCUCCAGCCUAGACUUUUGUCUGCCGGCAUUUUCUUUCUAUUUCCUCCGUGCCCACUCCGCUCAGCUCCCAGAUCAACACACCGUGUAGUCGACCGGCUACAGGGAUACAGACGAAGUCCGUUGUUCCGCCGCACAAUGCCCGGGUUUCCAGACAGAGAUCGUGGCAGAGAUAGAGGGUAUGGUGGAGGACCCCCUCGUUUUGGUGGUGGUGGUGGAGGAGGCAAUAGGGGCGGACCACCUCCAGGAAAGUUUGGCAACCCUGGUGAAAGGCUGCGGAAGAAACACUGGAACCUUGACGAGCUCCCGAAGUUUCAAAAGAACUUCUACCAGGAACACCCAGAUGCCACCCGCAGAACACUUCAAGAGGUUGAGCUGUACCGAAGAAGCAAAGAAGUUACGGUCAAAGGCAGAGAUUGCCCCAAACCAAUCAUGAAAUUCCAUGAAGCUGCAUUUCCAAGCUAUGUCAUGGAUGUUAUAAGCAAACUAAACUGGACUGACCCAACCUCAAUUCAGUCUCAGGGGUGGCCAGUUGCCCUCAGUGGCAAAGACAUGGUUGGCAUCGCUCAAACUGGCUCUGGGAAAACCCUUGCAUACCUUCUGCCGGCAAUUGUGCACAUCCAACAUCAGCCAUUCUUGGAGCAUGGAGAUGGACCUAUUUGCUUAGUGCUGGCACCAACCCGUGAGCUGGCUCAGCAGGUGCAACAAGUGGCCGCUGAAUACGGCCGGGCGUCCCGUCUCAAGACCACCUGCAUCUAUGGUGGUGCACCCAAAGGACCUCAGAUCAGGGACCUUGAGAGGGGUGUCGAGAUUUGCAUCGCUACCCCAGGUCGCCUCAUUGACUUCUUGGAGUGUGGCAAGACUAACUUGCGUCGUUGCACCUAUCUGGUGCUGGAUGAAGCUGACCGCAUGCUGGACAUGGGCUUUGAACCUCAAAUCCGCAAGAUAGUUGAUCAAAUCCGGCCAGACCGUCAGACUCUGAUGUGGAGCGCCACCUGGCCUAAGGAAGUUCGCCAGCUGGCUGAGGACUUCCUGAAGGACUAUGUCCAGAUCAACAUUGGAGCACUGCAGCUCAGUGCCAAUCACAACAUCCUGCAGAUAGUUGAUGUUUGCAAUGACAUGGAGAAGGAGGACAAACUGAUCCGUUUGCUGGAGGAGAUCAUGAGUGAAAAGGAGAACAAGACCAUUAUUUUUGUGGAGACCAAAAGGCGUUGUGAUGAGAUCACCAGGAGGAUGAGACGAGAUGGGUGGCCAGCAAUGGGAAUUCAUGGAGACAAAAGCCAGCAGGAGAGAGACUGGGUCCUUAAUGAGUUCAGAUAUGGCAAAGCACCAAUCCUCAUUGCUACAGAUGUGGCCUCCCGUGGCUUAGAUGUGGAGGAUGUGAAAUUUGUCAUCAAUUAUGACUACCCUAACUCCUCUGAGGAUUAUAUCCACCGCAUUGGCCGCACAGCCCGAAGUCAAAAAACGGGCACAGCCUACACCUUCUUCACCCCCAACAACAUGAAACAAGCAAGUGACCUGAUCUCUGUGCUCCGCGAGGCCAACCAGGCCAUUAACCCCAAGCUGAUCCAGAUGGCAGAGGACAGAGGAGGUCGUGGAAGGGGGGGAAGAGGAGGCUACAAGGAUGACCGUCGUGAUAGGUAUUCUGGAGGUGGGAGGAGCAACUUUGGUGGUAGUAGCUUCAGGGAUAGGGAUAGUGAUAGAGGGUUUGGCAACGGGCCGAAGAGUGCCUUUGGUGGCGGUAAGGCACAAAAUGGUAGCAGCUAUGGAGGCAACAGUGGUAACUCUAGUGGCAGCUAUGGCAACAAUUACAGCAACAGCAAUGGACAGGGUAAUUUUGGUGGGCCAGCGAACCAGGUGGGUGCUUUUGGUAACCAAAGCUUUCAGGGGCCCCCUCAGUUUGGGGCCAUGCAGAGGGCCGGUCAGAAUGGCAUGAACCACCCGCCAUUCCCGUUCAACUCUCAGCCACCACCACAGGCCCAACAGGCACCACCCCCACCGCCGAUGGUGCCCUACCCCAUGCCACCACCUUUCCCACAGUAGAUCCGUUGUAUGCACAAUAUAUGGGAACCAACAAGAUUUUUGUUUAGUUUUGAAAUCUUACAGUAUGAUUAUUAUUGUUAUUAUUAUUAUUAUACUUUGAACUGUUUAACUUUGUUUUGCUUACAGCGGGGUUGGAAUUAUUCAGAAAACCCAGAGCAUUUAAAGGAGUCAUAGACACGUCUCCUACGGUGCAACUUUGAUUGCUGCACUUUUCCUUGACUGUUUUUUGUUACAUUCCUCAGUAAUUUAUUUUUACUAGGUAAUGCAGUGUUUUCAGUUUGUGUUAUGUGAUGUUAAUUAAGAUCUUCUUGAAAAAGGGUGCGUGUGGCCCUUUUAAAUAAAAAUGAGAAAAUGGGAA
Messenger RNA from Scophthalmus maximus (turbot), 2415 nucleotides. Its product is annotated as probable ATP-dependent RNA helicase DDX5. The transcript is spliced from 13 exons. Gene Ontology annotation, cellular component: cytoplasm; ribonucleoprotein complex; nucleus. Gene Ontology annotation, molecular function: RNA binding; ATP binding; RNA helicase activity. Gene Ontology annotation, biological process: alternative mRNA splicing, via spliceosome. Lineage: Eukaryota; Metazoa; Chordata; Actinopteri; Pleuronectiformes; Scophthalmidae. The record is from RefSeq and is a predicted model, not a curated record. The coding region runs from base 153 to 2057 and encodes 634 amino acids.